Molecule: messenger RNA, 1146 nt
Organism: Aspergillus viridinutans
Lineage: Eukaryota; Fungi; Ascomycota; Eurotiomycetes; Eurotiales; Aspergillaceae
Product: putative xylosidase/arabinosidase
Exons: 3
Coding region: 1-1146 (381 amino acids)
Biological process (GO): carbohydrate metabolic process
Molecular function (GO): hydrolase activity, hydrolyzing O-glycosyl compounds
Source: RefSeq, a predicted model, not a curated record
AUGGAAUUACACCCAUUGCCCGAGAUCGGUGAAGUCCUUGUGGCCACCGGGGGCUUAUAUGCGCCCACGAUCCGAUACGAUGACGGCACCUUUUAUGUCAUAUGCACCAAUGUCGAUAUCUGGGCCGACAACUGGAGCGAUCCAGUCUAUUUCGAAUUCGAUGGUAUCGACCCCAGCGUCUUCUUUGAUGACGACGGCAAAACAUACAUUCAGGGAUCCGCCGCAGCCGGCCCUUCCACCCCGAUCAACAUGUUCGAGCUCGAUCUCAGCUCCGGCGGAAAGCUCUCAGAGGAGAGAACGAUAUGGCGCGGUACCGGAGGUAUCUACCCCGAGGGCCCACACCUGUAUAAGCGGAAAGGUUAUUAUUAUCUGGUCAUCGCAGAAGGGGGAACUCAUGAAGGGCAUAUGGUGACCAUGGCGCGAUCAACAAACCUCUGGGGUCCACACGAAGGGUGUCCCCACAAUCCGAUACUUACAGCACGAACCACCGAUGACUAUAUCCAGUACACCGGUCACUACGAUGUUUUUCGGGACGACAGGGGCCAAUGGUGGUGUACCUGUCUUGGCGUGCGGAAGGAUAGGAAUGGUCGCUAUAUCAUGGGCCGGGAAACGUUUCUGACUCGAGGGAGCUGGGAUGGAGACUGGCUCUCCCUUGAGCAGGUCAAACUAACGCCUAGUGGCCUUCUAGGCAGCGACGAGGAGAAAACGCUCAUUGCCGACCCCGCCAUCGAUUACGUCUACAUUCGCGAUGCCGAUCCAAGCAAUUACACCCUGUCCAGCAGUACUCUUGACCAUCUGACGCUGACUGCCUCAACCGCCGAUCUGUCACAUCCUGAGCUCAGUCCUAGCUUUAUCGAGCUUGCUAUCGUUGUUGAGGUAAUCAACAGGCCAAAGGAGAUUUAUCGACAGGAGCGGCAGACACUUGAUCGACCCAAGUCAAUUGCGUUUCGAAUGCAAUAUACGGAGCAGGAGUAUCGGCUGUUUUACACCGUUGCAGACGCUGCUCAGCCGAAUUGGACGUGCGUAUCGACGAUUGACACUCUGGAUCUAACCGGCCCCGAUUUUACAGGCCCGGUAAUUGGCGUCUUUGCGGUGGCAGAGGCAACAGAUACUGCGGUUCAGUUUAGGAAUCUCACUAUUUGCUAG